Messenger RNA from Prosopis cineraria, 2615 nucleotides. Its product is annotated as putative pentatricopeptide repeat-containing protein At3g08820. Gene Ontology annotation, molecular function: protein binding; zinc ion binding; RNA binding. NCBI's taxonomy places the organism in Eukaryota, Viridiplantae, Streptophyta, Magnoliopsida, Fabales, Fabaceae. Bases 46 to 2112 code for a protein of 688 amino acids. Gene Ontology annotation, biological process: RNA modification. The transcript has a single exon. The record is from RefSeq and is a predicted model, not a curated record.
UUUCAUUCACGCCUUUCGGGGCUGAAAAUUGGCGGGAAAUAAGCCAUGUCCUUCAUAGGCAACCCGGCCUCGCCUACAUUUUCCAAGGCGUUGGAGCUCAAGAGAUGCAUUCUUCAAGGCUUCGACUCUUUCAAACACCUCAAACAUGUCCAUGCCCGUAUUCUCCGUCUUCACCUAAAUGAAGAUAAUUAUCUUAUCAACAUGAUCUUGCGCCGUUGCUUAGACUUCGGAAACACAGAGUAUACCAAACUUAUUUUCGAACAAACCAAGCACCCAAACAUCUAUCUGUGGAAUACAAUGAUUCGGGGGUUGGUUUCCAAUGAUUAUUUCCUUGAUGCUAUUGAAAUCCAUGGAUCAAUGAGGAAAUCGGGGAUUUUACCCAAUUACUUUACUUUCCCUUUUGUUUUGAAGGCGUGUGCUAGGCUUUCGAAUUUCCAGUUGGGUGUUAAACUUCAUUCCCUUGUGGUGAAAGCAGGUUUUGAUAAUGACGUUUUUGUUAAGACUAGUCUCGUUUGCUUGUAUGCGAAAUGUGGGGGCCUUGUGGAUGCCCAAAAGGUGUUUGAUGAUAUCCCUAAUAAAAAUGUUGUUUCUUGGACCGCUAUCAUUUGUGGUUAUAUAGGGUCUGGACAUUUUGAAGAAGCUAUUGAUUUGUUUCGGGGGUUGCUGGAGAUGGGUCUGAGGCCUGACAGUUUUACUCUUGUUCGAGUUUUGCAUGCUUGCAGUCGACUGGGCGAUUUAGACAGUGGUAAGUGGAUAGAUACAUAUAUAACUGAGUGUGGCAUGCAUAGGAACGUCUUCGUGGCCACUUCUUUGGUUGAUAUGUACGCAAAAUGUGGGAGCAUGGAAAAAGCACGCUGUAUCUUUGAUGAAAUUCAUGAGAAGGAUAUUGUUUGUUGGAGUGCUAUGAUUCAGGGUUAUGCUUCAAAUGGACUUCCUAAAGAAGCACUUGACAUGUUCUUCCAAAUGCAGAGAGAAAAUCUGAAACCUGAUUGCUAUGCAAUGGUAGGAGUCCUCUCUGCUUGUGCAAAAUUAGGGGCACUAGACUUUGGAAAUUGGGCCAGGGAUUUGUUAGAUGCUAAUGAGUUUCUUUCUAAUCUUGUCUUAGGCACAGCCUUGAUUGACAUGUAUGCAAAAUGUGGAAGCAUGGUGCAAGCAUGGAAGAUUUUUAAACUGAUGAAGGUAAAAGAUUAUGUGGUCUAUAAUGCUGUUAUUUUAGGACUAGCAAUGAAUGGGAGUGUUAAAGCUGCAUUUGGACUAUUUGGUGAAAUGGAAAAAACCGGAAUCCAACCUGAUGAAAACACUUUCCUAGGCCUACUUUGUGGGUGUACUCAUGCUGGUCUGGUCCACGAUGGUCGUCAAUAUUUUAAGAGCAUGAGUGAUGUUUAUUCUUUAACUCCUUCCAUCGAGCACUAUGGUUGCAUGGUGGAUCUCCUUGCCCGAGCUGGUUUAUUAGACGAAGCUCACAAAUUGAUAAAUAGCAUGCCAAUGAAACCUAAUGCUAUUGUUUGGGGGGCAUUGUUGGGGGGAUGCAGGUUACAUAGGGAUACCCAAUUGGCUGAGCAUGUGCUGAAGCAGCUUAUUGACUUAGAACCUUGGAAUUCAGGACACUAUGUUCUCUUAUCAAAUAUAUAUUCGGCAAAUCGCAGGUGGGAUGAAGCAGAAAAAAUUAGAUCAACUAUGAAUGAGAAAGGGAUGCGAAAAGUACGUGGGUGUAGUUGGGUUGAAGUUAAUGGGGUCGUUCAUGAGUUCCUGGCAGGAGAUACUUCCCAUCCUUUGACAAGGGUGAUAUAUGAGAAGCUUCAAAGUUUAUCAAAAGACCUAAGAGAAGCUGGUUAUAAUCCAACCACAGAGUUUGUUCUCUUUGACAUAGAGGAAGAGGAGAAAGAACACUUACUUGGCUGGCACAGUGAGAAGUUAGCUAUUGCAUUUGCUCUAAUCAGUACCCAGGACAAGGAUGUGAUUCGAGUUGUUAAAAAUCUCCGUAUAUGUGGCGAUUGUCAUGAGGCCAUUAAACUUACGUCAAAAAUUACCGGGAGACAGAUAAUCAUUCGGGAUAAUAACAGAUUUCAUUGUUUUGCUGAUGGAUCGUGUUCAUGUGGGGAUUAUUGGUAAAGUUUGGAUGUGGUCUGAAGUCCGAACUCACUGUCUACCUCGCUGUAGUCACAGACUACCUCUAGAUUGUGUUGAUAACUUGGAAUGGAAUACUAUGUUCCAUGAAGUUCCACACGUGCUUAUUUUGGCUAUAUAUAAUGUUGAUAGUUUAUAUUCCUCCAUGAGUAUUGUUAUGGGCUUAUGGACUCAUGGGAGAAGAUGGCUUGCAUCCUCGUUAAGAUUCCCAAGAAGUUGAGGUGCUGUAAAUCCUUUUCAAAUUUUAGAGGAAGGGAAAAAUGUAUUGUAUCAUAUCCUGCAGUCUACUAAGAAUUUUGAUGUGGCUUGACAUGGUAUUGCUUAUAUGAAAGAGAAAUAGUUUCUUGUUGGAUGCGCCUUCAUUCUUGACAUUAUUGUAACAUUUUGUUUCAAAGAUGAACUUAAAGGUUGCUGUCCUCCGGGCCCCUUUCUAUCUCUAUGCAUUAUGGACUCUCUUCUUUUACUCAUCUUUUGAAUCCUGCGUAGGA